Drosophila innubila is the source of this 3154-nucleotide messenger RNA. Its product is annotated as cytochrome P450 4e3-like. Bases 5 to 3154 code for a protein of 1049 amino acids. Gene Ontology annotation, molecular function: monooxygenase activity; oxidoreductase activity, acting on paired donors, with incorporation or reduction of molecular oxygen; iron ion binding. The transcript has 14 exons. NCBI's taxonomy places the organism in Eukaryota, Metazoa, Arthropoda, Insecta, Diptera, Drosophilidae. The record is from RefSeq and is a predicted model, not a curated record.
AGAUAUGUUUCUUAUCGGAAUAGUUGUAAUUGUGCUAAUUUGUUGUCUUUUAUAUGGACUUCGAUAUGAACGAGUCCUCAGGCACAUUGACGGGCAGUUUCCGGGUCCUAGAACAUGGCCCAUCGUCGGCAAUUUACUACAACUGGGCUUCACGCCGGACGCCUAUUUAAGGAACAUUUUAAAGUGGUUCGAUCAGUACGAAUACAAAAACUUUCGGCUCUGGGCGGGUCCUCUGCCAUAUGUGGUGCUGAUAGAGGCUCAGUAUGUGGAGCACGUUCUAAGCAGCACAACUCUGACUUAUAAGUACGAGCCGUAUAACUUGAUGUAUCCCUGGCUUGGGAGGGGACUACUCACUGCGAAUGGACACCAAUGGAUGGUGCGUCGUAAGCUAAUUACUCCCUCAUUCCACUUUCGAAUCCUCAAGGACUUUUUGCAUGUCAUGAACGAGACCAGUGGCCGUUUCAUGACGCUUCUGGAACAGGAAUCGUCUUCGGCCCAAAGUCAAGUGCUCGACAUUCAGCGAUUAGUGAUGAGGAAUACAAUUGAUGUCAUUUGUGAGACCGCAAUGGGUAGCCGGGUUAAUAGCAUUGAGGGGCAAACAUCACCCAUUGUGGAAGCUAUGGAGACCCUCUGCAACCUUAUUCCAGAGCGAGUGAUCUCUGUUCUAAAACGUAUAGAUGUGUUCUUUAAAAUGACUUCGUAUUACAAGCAACAACAGAUGGCCUUGAGCACUUUGCGGGUCGAGCUUGAGCAGAUCAUUGAACAGCGACGUCGCUUGAUCAAAACUUCAAGCUAUCAAGCUUCGCAGGUCGACGAUAAGGUCAUGGACGCUAUGCGACCGAAAAUGGCAUUUCUAGACAAUCUCCUCACCGCCGAGGUGGAAGGUCAACCUAUGACAUUCGAGGAAAUUUUUGAGGAAGUUUCCACAUUUAUGUUUGAGGGUCAUGAUACAACAGCCUCGGCGAUAACCUUUGCCAUCUACUGCAUGGCCUCAAUGCCAGAGGUGCAACAAAGGGCAUAUGAGGAGCUGGAGAUCUAUGGAGAUGAAAUAACUCGUCAUCCCACAUACCAGGAACUGCAAGAGAUGAAGUACCUGGACUUGGUCAUCAAAGAGACAUUACGAUUGUUUCCCAGUGUACCAUUUAUUUUUCGCACAACACGUGAGGACACAUUCAUCUUGGACAAAUUCCUACCGAAGGGCACGACCAUUGCGCUUCCCAUCUUGGCCAUAGGUCAUAGUCCACACAGCUUUGAGGCCCCUUUUGAGUUUCGACCCGAACGCUUUGAGGCUGAUAAACGGGUCGAAGCUAAUGCCUUUGAUUUUGUACCCUUCAGUGCGGGUCCCAGGAAUUGCAUAGGUCAAAAGUUUGCGAUGCUGGAACUAAAGGUAACGCUAUCAAAGUUGCUGCGUAAAUUCCAAAUUUAUCCCGCUCCGUUGGCUAAACAAACCAUUGCCCAAGUCUUUCAGCAUCACUACAGGCCUGGGCCCCAAGAGCUGAAGCUUCAUAUGCCCAUUACACUAAAGUCAAUGAGUGGAGUUCCAGUGCGGCUUCAAACACGAUUAUUCGUGCCUGAAAUGUGGUUUAUUUUGUAUGUAAUACUGGCAUUUCCAGUGUUAUUGUUUGCGUACUUUGAACUGAGUAUUGUUCGAAAGAAAAGUUUGUUAAAUAAAGUAAACGGCCCGCCUACUGUAGCGAUCCUCGGAAACGCUCAUCAAGUGGGCAAAAAUCCCACCGAAAUUAUAAACACAUUUUUUGACUGGUGGCAUACUUAUGACAAGGAUAAUUUCCGCUUUUGGGUUGGAUACUAUUCCAACAUACUAAUUUGCAAUCCCAAACAUCUGGAGUAUAUUCUUAGUAGUAAUACUCUGAUUAAAAAAUCGGAUAUUUAUGAUAUGCUUCAUCCGUGGCUGGGACUUGGAUUACUCACAAGCUGGGGCAGCAAAUGGCAUAAGCAUCGCAAGAUGAUAACACCUUCAUUUCAUUUCAAUAUUCUUCAAGACUUUCACCAAGUUAUGAAUGAGAACUCAACCAAGUUCAUAAAUCAGCUUAGCAAAGUUUCAGCUGGCGAUAAUAUUUUCGAUUUUCAAAACGAAACUCACUAUUUGACCCUGGAUGUGAUUUGCGAGACGGCAAUGGGGGUCGCCAUAAAUGCAAUGGGACAGCGUGACUCCAGUAUUGUGAAGGCCUUUAAGGAUAUGUGCUACAGCAUAAAUAUGAGGGCAUUUAAUCCUCUAAAGCGUUCUGAUUUUCUCUAUCGCUUUGCCUCCGACUAUUCUGAAAAUGCCAAGACUCUCAAAAUUCUGCAGGACUUUACCAAUGAAAUCAUCGAGAAGCGAAUUGAGGCCCAUCGUGCAGGUACCGCCAAGACUAUCGAGGGUAAUGAGUUCUCACGGAAGAAGAUGGUUUUUAUGGAUACGCUGCUUUCUUCUAACAUUGAUGGACGUCCUUUGAAUAAGCAGGAGAUAUACGAGGAGGUUUCCACAUUUAUGUUUGAGGGUCACGAUACUACUACAUCGGGUGUUGCCUUUGCCGGUUAUUUACUAUCCAGAUUUCCAGAACAACAGCAAAAAUUAUAUGAGGAGCAGUGCGAGAUUAUGGGCAAUGAACUGAAACGCGAUGCGACCUUUCAAGAAAUCUCUGAAAUGAAAUACUUGGACUUGUUCAUCAAGGAAACGCAAAGAGUUUAUCCCAGCGUGCCGUUCAUUGGGCGCUACACUGAAAAGGAUUAUGACAUACAUGGUACUAUAAUACCCAAGGGAACCACUCUCAAUCUGGGACUCAUAAUGCUCGGCUACGACGAACGCAACUUCAAGGAUCCCCUUCGCUUUGAUCCUGAGCGAUUUGAGCAUAGCAAACCAGGUCCAUUCGAAUACCUACCCUUCAGCGCUGGACCACGCAACUGUAUUGGACAGAAGUUUGCCCUGCUCGAGAUCAAGACUGUCAUCUCUAAGAUAGUACGCUGCUUUGAGGUGCUUCCUGCAAUGGAUGAGCUCGUCUCCAAGGAUGGUUAUUUAAAUACAUAUAUCGGACUGCCAACGGCAGAGAAAAAGGAGAAAGAGAAAAAAGGACACAAAUACGAUCCCAUUUUAUCGGCUGUUCUGACAUUGAAAUCAGAAAAUGGUCUUUAUCUACGCCUACGUGAAAGGAAAUAG